CCCCGUGAUGAUGGUCCAGUCCGAUUGCCCCCAGCACCCCCACGCUUUCGUCUCUGCAAAUCGCUGGCUUUCUGCAACUGAACUCCGACGAGAGAGAUACAGAGAGGGUUCCGUCGCCGAUAGGGACCGGAGAUGCAGGUGGCGCGCAGGGGAGUUCGCCUCUUCCGGGCUUCCCGAUGUCUGUCACGCAUGGGAAAUCCCGCCUUAGAGGGAGAAACCCUCGCGGAAUGUGUAGUCUGGGAUCGGCCGCAGGAAGUCCGGGCUCCUUCUCGUUCGCUUUACUCGCAUGCCUCUUCGGUCUGGGGAACAAAUGAGGGCCGAAGCCCAACUUCCAGAGAAAUUCUCGGAUCCUUUUCGCUGGGAGGGCAGAAGAGAAGCAUGUUCAUCCAAACUCAGUCUACUCCAAACCCUUUAUCACUCAUGUUCUAUCCUGAUAAGCCAGUUAUGGAAGUUGGAAGUGCAGACUUUCCAAAUGCCCGUGCAGCUAUGAACUCACCACUUGCAAAGGCAUUAUUUGGUAUCGAUGGUGUAUCACGAGUAUUCUAUGGAUCGGAUUUUGUGACAGUAACAAAAUCUGAGGAUGCUUCUUGGGAUAUCUUAAAGCCUGAAAUCUUUGCAGCAAUCAUGGAUUUCUACACGUCUGGCAAACCAUUAUUUCUGGAUUCAGAGGUCGCGUCUUCAAUGGACACUGCUAUUCAUGAGGAUGACUCUGAAACUGUUGCAAUGAUCAAAGAGUUACUUGAAACUCGUAUCCGCCCAGCUGUUCAAGAUGAUGGUGGUGACAUCGAAUAUCGGGGUUUUGAUCCUGAUACAGGUAUAGUCAAGUUAAGAAUGCAAGGUGCUUGUAGUGGCUGCCCAAGCUCGUCUGUGACACUAAAAUCUGGCAUUGAGAACAUGCUAAUGCACUACGUCUCUGAGGUGAAGGGCGUGGAGCAAGAAAUGGAUUCUGAAGCAGAUGCAGAAGUAGCUGGUCAGAUGGAGUAACAGAAGAGAUCCUUUAUUUAUUCCAAUUUGGUAGGAAAUAUGUAUACCUUUGGCUUUUUCCUACCAAAUUAGGUCUACGCUCUGACUAGGGGUUUGGCGGAUUCUUGGAGUAAUAAGUUUCAUGGUGAUCAAUGCUAGUGUUAGACUAUUCUCUCUC
Molecule: messenger RNA, 1141 nt
Organism: Nymphaea colorata (pocket water lily)
Lineage: Eukaryota; Viridiplantae; Streptophyta; Magnoliopsida; Nymphaeales; Nymphaeaceae
Product: nifU-like protein 5, mitochondrial
Exons: 6
Coding region: 133-984 (283 amino acids)
Biological process (GO): iron-sulfur cluster assembly
Cellular component (GO): mitochondrion
Molecular function (GO): iron-sulfur cluster binding; iron ion binding
Source: RefSeq, a predicted model, not a curated record